Molecule: messenger RNA, 2724 nt
Organism: Prorocentrum cordatum
Lineage: Eukaryota; Dinophyceae; Prorocentrales; Prorocentraceae
Source: the annotation of a GenBank genome assembly
AUGAACGGCCCGACGCCGACAUCCAAGCAGUGCUUCCUGAGCGAGCCGUGCCACAUCGCCGCCAGCGGCGUCGGCCUGGGCCAGUUCAGCGCGGUGCUCAUCGUGGCAGAGUCCGAUUCCUGCGGGGAGGCGGGGGCGACUGUCAUCAGCUGGAGCGGCAUUGACAACCCGAGUGCGACGCUCGGUGCCCUGACGUACUACGACGCAGGGAUGGGCUCCUCCGGCAGCCCAGGAAGCCACAAGGUCUGCUGGGGCGCGAGCCCGGGCGGGCUGGGCAGCGAGGCCUACAACGUGCUGAUCGGAGAUGUUCACGAUGAAUGGCCCCUACCAGGGCGUGUACCUCACCUGCAUGCUGGAGGGCAGCCCUGCAACCUCGAGAUCGGCGGUGUCGGGCUGAGCGGCACGAACUCGCUCCAGCUCGUGUCGGACAGCUGCGGCUCUGGCGCCACGCAGGUCACCAUGGAGGGCAUCACCAAUCCUAGGCCUGUGACCGACGACGCCACGGACACUCUCUACGCGAUGGGGCUGGUGACGAGCGGCGGCAGCUACGGGCCGUGCAGGUCACCUUCGCCUCCAGCGGAGUGCAUCGGCGCAACCUACAUUGUGUGCUGGUCGCAUGGCGUUACGCUGGAGAAUAAUGCGGUGAAUCACCUGGUCGACAUCGGCACUUUUGCAAUCAGCGGCCCCUACGGAGACUAUUCGGUCGAGUGUUUCAUUGGGCAGAUCUGCGCCUUCUCUCUCUAUGGUGCGGAGCUGGGUUCGAGCAACCAGGUGCGCGUGAUCGAGAGCCAGUAUUCUUGCGGCGACGCGUCAGCAGGUGCUGUCAAGCUGCCUGGCCUGCGGAACCCGAUGAGGGCAUCGGACGUCCUGGGCACCAGCGCAACGUUCCGCCUCGGCACAUCAGGGAAGCUUCGUCGCCUCAGGCUGUGCUGGGGCGGCAGCCCGCGGGUCGCCGCGCACUACAACGUGGAGAUCGGCCCCUUCCGCGUUCGGGAGACGCCCCACGGCUGCGAGCGGGGCGCCGCCACCGCUCGGGCGCCCGCGGGGGCGCCCGCCGAGCGGGCCCCUCGGCUCCGGGCCAUGCCCUCCGCCGUGCGGCCGGCGCGGUGCCCCAGGAGGCCGCCCGCCGCGCUGGAGCUGGACGAGCAUCGCCACAUUGCCCGGACCACCGUGGCCCUCCUCGCCCUCGUGGGCCGCUGGUGCGCAGGGGCCUCGGGGCGCUCGAAGAGCUCGGUCCGCAGAAAAGUGCUCGGCGAAGAGCCUCGGUCCAAGAGCUUCGACGUCCAGUACCUCGAAGGGAGCCGGGCGCAGCAGCCAGAGGUCCUGCAGCAAGAAGUCAAGACACUGACGAAGGAUCUGCAGCGGAGCAUGGUGGCCUCGUUCGAGCAGGAGGUCUGGGAGGAGUGCGAGGUGCCACACCCCCUGGCGGAGCAGCGGCGGCGGGAGGCGCGGCGGCGGGAGGCGCGGCGGAGGGAGGCGCGGGCGGAGCAGGAGGUCCUGCGCAGGCUCUCGGAGGCACAGGGGUGGGGCUCGGAGAAGAUCAGCACGUCCGCGGGCAUCAGUACAGACACAGAGGCCCUCUUGGAAGGGCGCGCUUUCAUGGAAAUGGCCCACUCUGGGCGGCUCACGUUGCUCGACGUCGAGGAAAUCCGAGACGUCUUCGAGAAGCAUUGCCCUAGCGGCCGCCUGAAGCUCCAUGAAGAUACCAGUGCGUUCAGCGGGAUGUGCCAGCAGCUUUACGUCAACGCGACGACGAACGAGAUGAGGCACAUCCUCCACAUCCUCGGGACGGUUCACAAGAAGCGAAUCAAUCGCGACGAAGGUUCGCAGAAAGCUUACGGAGAGGACGCGAACAUGUACACGCUGUCCGACUUUGUCAUUGCAUUCGGAAAGUGGCUCAGCCACCAGCAGACGACGGACAAUCUGAAACGUUGCACCCUGACCACCUUCAAGCUCACAGCUGUCGAGAGUUUCACGCGGGACCUCAACGCAGCCUCCCCAGACGAGACCAAGCGCAUGAUUAAUGAGCUCUGCAAGGAGAUACCCGAACGCAGGGACUUCCUGACAAUCAACACCCUACAGGCGGAGAGUCUGCUGAAGCUGCACUUAUCACUGACGGGCAGCGCAGGAGUGCGUUCGGAUUCGGAUUCGGACUCCAGCCCGGAGAGACCUUCGCACCAGGGUUCUCAGUCCACGUCGAUCUCCCCAAGCGUCCGUCGGAAUAUGGGUUGCUUCGUGCAGCUGCGGGACAUGUGGCGGCGCGGGCAGUCCCACCGGGAGGAGAUGCCAGAGGUGAGAUCGAGGCGGAGGAGGCCGAGGGCGCCUCGGCAGCGAGCGCCGCCGAGGCCCCGCGCGACCCCGUCGCCGCCGCGCAGCACGACGACCCGGCCAGGGCCGAGCCGGCCCCGCGGCGCCCCGCAGGCCCGCGGUGCGACCCGCGCGCGGCGGACAGCGUGUCGGAAGCUGGCCCGGGGGAGGACAGCGACGGCGACGGCCUGUCGGGUGGGGGCUCCCCCGUCUCCCUCUCGAGCGCGCCCGGCAGCGGCGAGUCGGGCUGAGGCCGCCUGGCGAGCGCGAGAGGGCGCCAGCACCGCCGCGGCAGAGGCGCCGCGCUGCUCCGGUCGCCUGGCACGGUGCGGCUCGCAUGGAGCCGGCGUGCCCCGUGGCAGCGUCGCCGGCCGCGCUUGCACGUCCAGGGCGAAGCCCUCGGACAAGGCGCGUUGA